This is a messenger RNA of Poecilia latipinna (sailfin molly), 852 nucleotides long. RefSeq names its product coiled-coil domain containing 12 (gene ccdc12). Gene Ontology annotation, cellular component: post-mRNA release spliceosomal complex; U2-type spliceosomal complex. Lineage: Eukaryota; Metazoa; Chordata; Actinopteri; Cyprinodontiformes; Poeciliidae. The transcript is spliced from 7 exons. The record is from RefSeq and is a predicted model, not a curated record. Bases 81 to 572 code for a protein of 163 amino acids.
CGGGCGAUUUUACGCCCUGCUGUGGCAAGGGUCUGUUAAUGGAUGUCAGAGGGAGUUGAGCGGCGUGUGGAGAGAUAAACAUGGAGAAAAACGUCGGGUCGCUGCAGGAACAGGCUCUGAAGAGAAAAGAGAGACUCAAAGCGCUGAGGGACAAAAAACUUCACGUACGAGAGCAGGAAGAUGAGGAACCGGAGAGCAAAAAGGCGGCACUGGAGGAGACCCCCGAAGAAAAGCACAGAGAGCUGAAACUGAGGAAUUACACUCCUGAAGAUGAAGAGCUGAAGGAGAGGCAGGUACCUAAAGCCAAACCAGCUUCAGUGGAAGAUAAAGUAAAAGACCAGCUGGAGGCAGCAAAUCCUGAACCCAUAAUUGAAGAAGUGGAUUUGGCCAAUCUUGCACCAAGGAAGCCUGACUGGGAUCUGAAGCGUGAUGUGGCAAAGAAGCUGGAAAAGCUGGAAAGGCGAACGCAGAGAGCCAUCGCCGAGCUCAUCCGGGAUCGGCUGAGAGGCAGCGAGGAGGAGCUGGCUGCUGCGGUGGGAGCUGUGGGAGUGGAGGAGGGAGACUCGGACUGAAUACGUGAUGCAACGGGGAAACGAACGGGAACGUCCUCAGUUCACUGUGCUUUCAAAUGUGAGCUGUACGUAUCCUGCAGAGGAGAGGGUUGGAUAUUAUCUUUUCCUCACCUUCCUAUGAGUCACGCGUUUCAUAUGUGGUUUCUGAAGGUGUAUUUUAUAUAUAUUUUUUUAAACAUUUAAAAUAAAAUGUUUUAUUUUAUUUUUUUUUAAAUGUCUGAAUUUCCUUGUUACAUAAAUAAAGCUAGACUUGAACUCGUGCUUCUCCCAAAGUCUAAAU